Messenger RNA from Notothenia coriiceps (black rockcod), 943 nucleotides. RefSeq names its product pleckstrin homology domain-containing family A member 6-like. The annotation marks the transcript as partial. Lineage: Eukaryota; Metazoa; Chordata; Actinopteri; Perciformes; Nototheniidae. The transcript has 8 exons. The record is from RefSeq and is a predicted model, not a curated record.
ACUGUUGGAUCAAUGUUGGUUUAGAAAAUGUUAUCAAUGUUUGUUUGAACAGGUGCCGCCUUUUCAUGAUGUCUACAGCAGAGAGUUAUAUCCUACACUGAAGCUCAACGAGAUUGAAACCAGCAAACUCUUGGGUAGGCUGUGUGAGCAGAACCGAAUUCUGAAAGACCACGAGGCUGUUGUUCACAGGCUGAGAAUGGACAAGGACAGCCUAGAGGAGGCGCUGGUUGGGACACAUCAGGAGAUGGAGCUGUAUCAUAACCAGCCGUUGGCCAUGGAAAAGCUGCACUACAAAAAGGACACUUUGCAGAACCAACUGAUCAACAUCAGAGGGGAACUCUCUCAGGCCUCCAGUGCUUUAACCACCACUCGUAUGGAGUUUGAAGCAUUAGAGGAUGAGGCCAAUGCCAUUCAUGGAGAUCUUUGGGAGCAGCUGAACGCAGGAGGGCAGACCGAGCUGGUUCGUCGGCACAUCCAGAAAGAGUUUUGGAGAGUCCAGGAUGUGUUAGAGGGACUGCACAAGAAUAACUCAUCCAGAGGCACUGACACAGCCAAGCACAGAGUGGCCAGCGGUGCUUCAGGCUCCUUUAGCACCAAUAGUCCAGCCAGUCCCCUGAGCUCAGUAAGCAUCACCAGCCCACUCAGCCCCUUCUCCCCAGUGCCCGGCUCCCAGGCUUCCCCCACCAAACAGCUGGGUCCGGAGCUCAUCAGUGACAUGCAGGACCAGGACAGACAAUCCACUUUGAAUAAAGUUGGCAUUGUGCCUCCUAGAACAAAGUCCCCGACCGCAGAGUCCCACAGCCGCUCUGCUGCAGUGAGCUGGAGAGUUCCCAAUGGAAUAUCGAGGGUAUGUCAACCCAAACUUCUAAAGAAUAUCCAGAUUUCUGACUUAAAUACUGCAAGCACAGCCUGUGAAGAAAUGAAACCCUUCUCAGUGUGCACG